Molecule: messenger RNA, 1949 nt
Organism: Magnolia sinica
Lineage: Eukaryota; Viridiplantae; Streptophyta; Magnoliopsida; Magnoliales; Magnoliaceae
Exons: 7
Coding region: 131-1582 (483 amino acids)
Molecular function (GO): phosphoprotein phosphatase activity
Source: RefSeq, a predicted model, not a curated record
UGGGGAUCACCUGCGGACACGAUGUGGAAAGCACAAUCUGCACUAAAUUGACGGGAAUGUGCAUGUGAAUCUUCUUAUGUAGCUGGCAUUCACAGCUAGGAUUGUUAUAUGUGAUAUAGGCUUAGGCCACAUGCCAGCAUUACAAAUGAAGACAAAGUCAAGUGCGGGUUGCUUAAGAGAAGGAGAUGGUCUCCAUGUCUGCCGACAGUCGACUAAAAUAUCCAAAAGCACACAGUUUCAAGUCAAAAUAUCUCAAGAAGCAGCAGUACUUGAUUCUUCUAUUCAAAAUCAUUGGGAUGUUCCGUUUGUUACAGCAGCUUCCAAUAUCCAAGCAUGUGGUCAGGACAGCAGAAGUGCUGAAGAAAUUGACUGCCAAUAUUUGUUAGAUGGUGCAGCCCCUCAGCAUGAAGAGCUGCCCCUGAGUUGCGCUGAUUAUUCAUUCAUUUCAAGAUCAGGGUCUCACCCAGCUACAUGCCCAUCCAUCUUGGAAACGAUCUUCUCACCUAUUUUUGAGCCAAAUGAAGUUCACUGGAAGCCAAUAAAUCACAGUAUUCCAGUUGUGAGUAAUGAACACCCUGAUGCGGCAAGCGAUGACAGUGACGAUGGAAGCAGUAGCUCCAGUGACUCCCGAACUUGCAAUGUAUCAGAUUUCCACAUUUCUGACAUGAGUGUGGCUAGUUUACCCUUUGAUGAAAAUACAGGACUUGAUGAUAUAAUAACUGCAGAUGCAUGUCCUGAUUAUGAAUGUACAGAUCCUGAUAUGAUGUUUGAUAUGGUGGAGGGAUGCAUGAUGCUGCCUUUCCUUGAGGAAACUGUCGAAACAAGUAAUUUACUGGAUAGGGGAUCCAUUGAAGAAGCAGCAACAAACUCUGAUGAUGCAUGCUUAUAUCUAGCAAUUCAGCAGAUGAAACCAUCUGAAGUUAGCUCUCACUGUGGAGACCUGGAUGAAGUGGAUGACUUUGAUCCACAUUCAUUCCUGAGAAACUUACCAGACCUUUCUGAAGUGGUUCCAUCGCUUUGGCCCGUAUUGUUACCAAAGGAAACACGGAAAAGGAAGCCUGUUACCCUAGUCCUUGAUUUGGAUGAAACACUUGUCCACUCUACCCUGGAGCAUUGUGAUGAUGCAGACUUCACAUUUCCAGUAUACUUCAACAUGAAGGAGCACACUGUGUAUGUACGCCAGCGGCCCCAUCUCCAGAUAUUCCUAGAGAGAGUUGCAGAGAUGUUUGAAAUCAUCGUCUUCACAGCUAGUCAAAGCAUCUAUGCUGAGCAGCUACUGAAUAUACUGGAUCCAGAUGGGAAGCUUAUUUCUCGGCGUGUUUAUCGUGAGUCAUGCGUAUUUUCAGAUGGCAGCUAUACGAAAGAUCUGACAGUCUUGGGACUUGACCUGGCAAAAGUGGCCAUCAUUGAUAAUUCUCCGCAGGUUUUCCGGUUACAAGUAAAUAAUGGGAUCCCUAUCAAGAGUUGGUUUGACGACCCAUCAGACUGUGCACUAAUUUCAUUGCUUCCCUUCCUAGAAACUCUCGUUGAUGCUGAUGAUGUCCGCCCUGUCAUUGCAAAGAGAUUCAAUAAUAAAGAGUAGCGGGCCUUUGUUCUCUCCUUCAUUGAUUUAAAGUCAACGGUCAGCAUCCCCUCAUGUCGUCUCUCUUUCUCAAGCGGCUGUCAGAUCACCAUCCAUAAGUUCUCAACUCUCGAUCCAUCUCUACAAACUGAUUCAUUAAUUACUCAAUAAGUUUGUCAACUAUAGUUUUAUCGUUACCCUCUCUUAGCAGAGUUGUAUUACUGUUAUGCUAAAAAGCUAGUUGCGAAAGUGUCCUUUUUUAAAAUUGUCUCUUGUUUGUGUAUGUCUUCUUCAUGCAUUAGGACAAUGUGUUUAUUGUGAUGGUGUGUAUAUGAAUGAUUUUACAGUGGAAAAAAGUUGUGAUGGAACUCCUUGCUUUGCUCGUGUA